GCGUCCCUCCUCACACUUUAUUCAUACAUUGCCAGAAACGGAGCCUGCUGCAGACUGUUUAUCAGACCUCUCCACAGAGCUUCGCAUUUUUCCAACGAAAAAUAAGGAGAACUACAACCCUCUGUCCUUUAUACAUCCACUGAGAGAAAAUAAUUGUUGCGGAUAACGGAAAUAAAUCCUCCUGCGACACCAGCCAGAGGAUAACGAUUAGCUUAGUCGCUCAGAGGGGGUCAGAAUUUGCGUUUUAUUACUAAAAAGCAGUAUGAAAACUAAAUUUAUCAACGGAGUAUCUUCUUCCCCCUCCUUGUCUCUGGGUCUGCUGGUGACCGAAAACGCCCUGCAGGUUCAGGGCGACACCGAGGGGGACUGCAAGGCGCUGGUUCAGCUCGAGCUGCCCGACUUGGAGACCCGCCGCAAGGCUUAUCUGUGGUGCCGGGAGUUCCUCCAUGGAGCCUGGAAGAGCCUGGCCGAGGAACACUUCCACAUCACCAUCAUACGGGGUGGUCUGAGCAACAAGCUCUUCCUGUGCAGCCUCCCCGACAGCCAGCUCUCUGUCGGGGACGAGCCGCGGAGCGUCCUGCUGCGCCUCUAUGGGGCCAUCCUGCAGGCUUCCCAAAGGAGCGUGCCUUGGGCACUCUUGUUCCCAAUGUGAACCCACCAAAAAACACGAUGUCCUGUAAUAAAGGGGAUUCCCGACAGUCAAACAAAGAAAAUCUCUUCCAAGUAAGUACCUGUUGAUGGUGCCACCAUACACUGCUCCUCCGACCAGAGUGUUUGCCAUCCUGUCACCACACUACUCACCUGCCCAUGUUCCCCUGAUGAUGUGUGAAAAUGUUCCUCUUUCCUUCCCUAAGUUUUUUUUUUUCACUCACGUGAACCUCUUUGUUGGCUGGGCUUAGGGCAGCAGUGGUUUAGGUUGGAUUUGACGCGAGAAGCAUAUCCUUUACUUCAGUAAAAGUAGAAAUACUUUGGUCCAAAAAUACUCCAUUUAAGUCAUGAAUUCAAAAUGUUAGUUCAGGAGGAGUAUAGAAUAAUAAUGUACUUAAAGUAUCAAAAGUAUUAUGCACAAUGGCUCUUUUCAAAGUAUUAUAUCAUACAAUAAUAUUAUAUUAUUCAGUUUGUAUUGCUUACAAAUACAUGUAAGAACAUGUAAUGUUGUAUUUGGUCAAUGUUAAGACAAUUGCAGGUACUUUACAGUACAGUACCGGUAUCACAUCAAAAAUGUUAUGUUUUAUAUGUAAGAAAUAGCUAGUAACUAUGAGUGUUAAAUAAAUGUAGUACAAAGUACAAUAUUUGACUUCAAUAUGUAGUGAGGUGUGAGAAAAAAAGUACAGUACUUGGGUAAAUGUCCUAUAUAGUAUCUAUAAUAGUUACAUUCCACCACUGCUGAGAAGGUUGAGCCUUUGUAUCCAUGAGAGGUUUGGAACUUUAAACACGCUAGUAACUGAUUUCCUUCCGUUUUUUUUGUUAUAUUUGUUGCAAUUCUUUUUACAUCCUGGCAACAUCAAUAAACCUGUAUUUGUACUACAAUGGAUUGAAUGAAAAUGAUUGGAUGGCCAACCUAGCAACUCUUAGAGCUAAUGCUGCUAGUAACUUUUAAUGGGAAAGAGUUAGCAAAUCUAACUUCCUCUUGCUUCCUCUCUAGUGUUACCUGCCAAAAAUUUAAUAGGAGACGCUCCAGGUGAAUAGUGGACACAUUUUAACUACUAGAUAUCA
Notothenia coriiceps (black rockcod) is the source of this 1716-nucleotide messenger RNA. Its product is annotated as choline kinase alpha-like. Lineage: Eukaryota; Metazoa; Chordata; Actinopteri; Perciformes; Nototheniidae. The record is from RefSeq and is a predicted model, not a curated record. The transcript is spliced from 4 exons. The coding region runs from base 263 to 652 and encodes 129 amino acids.